AAAAACGGUAUAUUUUAUUUUUCUUUCGUAAUCUUAUCUCAGAGUGAUACUAUUUAUAAUGAUAUCAAAUAUCAGAAGUCUGGAUUUCCAGUUGAGAUUUAAACAGCAGCAUUGGGUAUAUGUAUAUAUCAUUCGUGGAUGGUUAAUUAACGCUAGAGAGAGGGUGGAAAUGGGUGAAGAAUCGUUGAUGCUUGUCUUGUAUACACUUAUGCUAUAAAGGAAUUGAAACAAUUCCAAUAAUGUAAUCAAAAUAAACUUCGGAGUGUUCUCAACUCGCUGGAAACCUGCGUCGUUCGAUGGUGCUGUCCUUCCUUGAAAAAAAUUCCAAAAUUUUCCGUCACCUCUCGAACAAUUUGCCGAAGCAAAUGUACCCAUCUAUCGUUGUAUAAAUCACCACAACCCCACCCCUCCGGCAUUAGUCAUAGGGAGACAGACUGGAGUUUUGGAAAGGAAUCCAGACAGUAGUUUACGUCUCCAGGGAAGUUCUGACUCAGCCCCAUUCAAUAAAGGGCAUUAACUCUUGAGCAGGUGCUCUGCCUAAUUGGAUAUUAAUUUACAUAUUUUUAUGGUGUCUGUAAUGUUUAAACCGGUGAUAUUUAGUGGCCGGUGGUUGUAUUACUAGAUGUUAUUUACUACUGGAGGUUUGGUAUCGUAGUCUCUUCCUCCACCACCCUCAUUAAGUAUCUUACACCCCUACCCACUUCAUUCUCGGUCGACAAUACGAAACGUGAUACACUCACAUACUAAUAUUAUAUUCGGACACCUACGGUAACGGAUUUAUUUUGUUUUUCUAUCCUCCGCCGUCACCACUAAAUCAACAAUUCAAUGAAGGCCCACAUAGUGUUAAUCUACUGAUAAAUAAAGCUUCGUAACAACCUCGGUGACAAAGCCUCGGAGUGGCUUCGCAUCUGGUUACUAACCACAAACAGCCCGGCUUAACAUCAAUAAACAAACAUCGACCGACAUUUCGAUAAACGACUCAGAGAUCCUAGAAGGGGGCAAAAGAUCGCUGCAAAAAAGUUUCCAGACUCGCCUUGAUCUUCGCAGAGAGCAUGGCAGAAACUACAGAAGAUAAGAAGGAACCAGAGACUAAACGAGCUGCCCACACAUACCCACUUAUACGACAUUCAGACAUGAUGGACGAGAUGAAGACUGAAACGAUGGAGCUUUGUGUUACGGCCUGUGAGAAGUUCUCCAAUAACAAUGAAACUGCUGCUAAAAUGAUUAAAGAAACGAUGGACAAGAAAUUUGGUGCUUCUUGGCAUGCUGUGGUUGGUGAGGGUUAUGGCUUUGAGAUAACACAUGAAGUAAAGAAUUUAUUGUACAUGUUCUUUGGAGGAAAUAUUGCUAUUGUCGUUUGGAAAUGUUCAUGAAUAACAACGAAUAUUUUUAUUUUUAAUUUUUUCACUUUUUCAAAUUUUUAUUUAUUUAUUAUUAUAAUUAUAAUUUUCCUUUUAUUUUUUCAAGAUUUCUAUAUUUUUUUAAAGAAUAAUUUAAUAUUUCAGCUUUGGUAAAUACGGCAAAAAAUUGGGACCAAAUUUUUUUUUUUUUUGGCUUUAUAUUAAAACGAAUUUUUUUUUCUCCCUCUCUUUUUAUAACAAAAAUUUUAUAUUUUGAAAUAUUUUAGAAUCCUGCCCAGAAAAACAUGAAAAACAAUCUAUCAUCUGUGGAGCAUGUUAACAAAAUUAGAUUAAAUUGUUAUGGCACAUUGUGCCACCAUUUACUGUAAUACCGUGUGUGUGUGUGUGCGUAUGUAUAUAUAUAUAUAUAUAUAUAUAGGGUUAUAAAAAUUCAAUAAAGUCACUGCUGAUUUAUAUAACAUUUGUAAUUGAGGGAAUCUUGAACUACUAGAAAUUGCAGCCAAAUAUUCUUCAUGUCACACUGUCAUCAAAUAAAAUAUGAUGGCCAAGGUUGGAUUGCCUUUCAUCUUAGGUUAGCUCAGUCAUAGGUGACUGUGGUGAAACAUUAGCAGCAACAACAAAAACUACUACUACUACUACUACUAACACUUCAUGAUGUGUCUGAGUAACAUGUUCCCUAUGUUCUAUAUUUAAGAGAUGAGGAAUUAUUUACAUUUGACAGAUAUUUGUCCUCAUCUUGUUCGUUGUUAAUACAACGUUUCAGCUGAUGUAUCCUCCAGCCUUC
Molecule: messenger RNA, 2145 nt
Organism: Octopus sinensis (East Asian common octopus)
Lineage: Eukaryota; Metazoa; Mollusca; Cephalopoda; Octopoda; Octopodidae
Product: dynein light chain 4, axonemal-like
Exons: 3
Coding region: 1053-1373 (106 amino acids)
Biological process (GO): microtubule-based process
Cellular component (GO): dynein complex
Molecular function (GO): dynein intermediate chain binding; dynein light intermediate chain binding
Source: RefSeq, a predicted model, not a curated record